GGCAAACUUUCACUUUAAUGAAACUUGCGCUUUCGGUUUACUCGAUAAACAUUAGGCAUGGUAAGAACGUGUUGCGUGUUUGGAUGUACAAAUCGUGAUGACACAAAGGGAAAGGAGAAGGGACUUCACUUUUUUAGAUUCCCAAAGGAUACCAGAAAACGGCGUCUGUGGAUUAAGGCCAUCAACAGAAAGGAUUUCACACCCAGUGACCACACAUGCAUAUGCUCUGAGCAUUUUGUUUUAGGGUGGCAUAGUGAUGAUCCAGAAGAUACUAAUUAUGUCCCAACACUUUUUUCUUACAAGGAGAAGGCUGUGGAUGUAAAAAGAGUUGAGAGGAUGACAAAAAGAAAUUUACAGAGGGAUUUCCAGGAGGCUAGAGAGAGAGAAGAAGCACUGGAGAAGAAAAGUGUGAGCUUUUCUCUUUUUGCUCACUCAUACUGCAAAGAUGAUGAGGAAGUUGAUUCACUUUGUUCAGCUACAGGCAGUAUAUUAGAGGAGGAGGAGGAUGUGGACACUGGUGUCAAACUGACAAGAGAUAUUGGUGUACAAUGUGAUCCAGAUCCCUUGUUACUUGAGAACAGGAAGCUCCAGUCUGAGUUGAGAAGACUGCAAGAUAGUAAAUGGUCUGUGGCAAAGAUCAAGGAUGAUGAUGCCAUGACAAAGUUUUAUACGGGACUGCCAACCUUUGCAGUUUUUUUAUGGCUCUUCAAUUAUCUGGCUCCCAAAUGUGAGAGAAUGGUAUACUGGAGAGGCAGUUCCUCAACCCCAGAAGAAAGGAGCAGAACUAGAAGGUGCAUGGCUUUGGAGCCUAUUGAUCAAUUCUUAGCAACCUUGAUGAGACUUAAGGUUGGCUUGUAUGUCCAGGACAUGGCAGAGAGAUUUGGAGUGUCAACAGGGACCUUUUCGCAAUACUUUGCAACUUGGGUGUGCCUUCUCUACAAGGAACUGAAAGAGCUUAAUCCCUUUCCAUCUAGGGAUAUUAUACAGAGAAAUAUGCCAUCAUGCUUUCAUUCUUUUUCAAAUCUUAGAGUUAUACUUGAUUGUACAGAAAUAUUUAUUCAGAGAUCUAGCAGUUUGAUUAAUCAGAAUCAGUCAUUUUCACACUACAAGCAUCAUACCACUUUAAAGUUUCUUAUUGGAAUCACUCCCUCUGGUGUUAUAUCUUUUGUUUCAGAGAGCUUUGGUGGGAAGGUGUCAGAUCGCCAGAUGAUAGAGCGAUCCCUCUUUCUUGAACUUCUGGAGGAAGGGGAUGGGGUGAUGGCAGACAAGGGUUUUACUAUACGAGAUUUGCUAGAAAAAAAGGGCUGCACUUUGAAUAUCCCACCUUUUCGUUCUUCUUCUAACCAAUUUUCUACUAAAGAUGUUUUCGAAACUCAAGAUAUUGCUAAAUUAAGAAUUCAUGUAGAAAGAGCUAUAGGUCGUGUAAAGAAUUUUCAUAUUUUUGAUGGUAUUCUUUCUCUUUCUUUAGUGCCAUUAGCGUCACAGAUGUUUGCUGUUUGCUGUUGGAUUACAAACUUUGAUGUCCCUUUGAUUGAGAAUUAGUUCUCCUUGGACAGAAUUAGUGCCUUCAUUGCCAUCUCCAUAGGAUCCUCAGAUGUCUGUACCUCCACUUCUUUUACUACUUCUGGUGUUUCAUCUGGGAUCAUCCAUAAAUGACACAUACCUGACAUUUUAAAUCAUAUAUUAAAUUUGAUCUUUUGUUUAUUGUAAGAACCUAAUAAAUACAUUCACUGUU
Molecule: messenger RNA, 1735 nt
Organism: Saccostrea echinata
Lineage: Eukaryota; Metazoa; Mollusca; Bivalvia; Ostreida; Ostreidae
Exons: 8
Coding region: 58-1542 (494 amino acids)
Source: RefSeq, a predicted model, not a curated record